CCGCCAAACCCAAACCCUUCCACAUCUCACGAAAAAAAAGUUGAACCGAGUGACAAGACACAGAAACGACAAUCGAAAUGCCGCCACCACGACCAGCAGACGACAAUCUGAGCGACUCGGGCUCUGACGCGGCCACCAUCGACUCGGAGUCCUCCGCUGGGUACGAGGAUGCGCCGGACGCUGACACGGGCGAGGAAACGACCAGCGUUUGCUUGUUCUGUAGCAACUCCUUCCCCACCGCACAUGAAGUGUUUGUGCACUGCGCGGUAGACCAUGCUUUCGACUGGAAAGAUGUAACGGCAGGCAUGGACUUCUACUCGCGCAUCAAGAUGAUAAACUACAUCCGCACGCUCACCGCCGCCGGAAAGCCGUUCGACCCCGCUGACCAGGGGUUCAAGGACGACAAGUUCAUGCAGCCGGUGCUGGAGGAUGACCCGCUCUUGUUUUCGCUGGACGAAGAGCAGGGCGAUGAGCCGGUGAAACAGAGUCCCGAGCAGAUGAGCGGCAAGAUGGAGGAGCUGGAGGCAAAGCUUAGGGAUUUGUCGUUGCAGUUCCAGGAGUACAAGGACGCUGUCAGCAAGAACUUUGCGAAGCAGCUGGAGGAGAAUUCGACCAUUCUUGCGGCUACGGCGGCGAAGGAGGAGAAGGACGAGGAGCCCGUCGACGACGAUUCGCAUUACUUCAACUCCUACGCGGGAAAUGAUAUCCAUGAGAUUAUGCUGAAAGACACUGUCCGGACGGAUGCUUACCGGGACUUCAUCUACAACAACAAGGACCUUUUCAAGGACAAGGUAGUACUCGACGUCGGUACCGGAACGGGAGUGCUGUCCAUGUUCUGUGCGAAGGCUGGCGCCAAGAAGGUUAUCUCGGUGGACAACUCUGCCAUCAUCAACAAGGCGAGGGCGAAUAUCUUCGAGAAUGGGCUUGAUCACAUUAUCACAUGUGUGCAUGGAAAGAUCGAAGAGGUCACUUUACCUGUCAAGCAGGUUGAUAUCAUUGUUUCCGAAUGGAUGGGGUACUGUUUGCUAUAUGAAGCCAUGCUCGAUUCCGUGUUGUACGCCCGAGACAAAUACCUCGCACCCGACGGAUUGAUGGUUCCAUCGGAAUGCAAGAUUCUGAUUGCGGCUGUCCACGACCCCGAUUACAUGAACGACUAUGUCAACUUCUGGGAUCACAUCUACGGAUUCAAGAUGAGCGCCAUGAAAGAUAAGAAUCGCGAGGAUGUCUCCAUCACACACUUGCCAGGUGACUCUUUGGCUUCAGAGCCAGUGGCAUUCUGUCAUCUCCCCCUCCACACCGUUAAGGUUGAGGAUCUGGUGUUCACCAAGCCGUUCGAGUUGAAGAUCAAGCAAGAUAUUCCCACACUAGAUGCGUUUGUGGUGUACUUCGACAACUUCUUCGCCACCUCUCGGGAUCAGGUCAUCCCCGAUGAUGCUAGAGCCGAGUCGUGGAAGGACUCCAAGGGUGGUGUCUCGUUCACGACUGGCUCCGGUCACAAGGAGACUCACUGGCGACAGGGGCUGCUGCUGGUCGAGGAGGGAAAGAAUGCGCCGCUGAAGGCAGGGGAGGUCGUCAAGGGUGAAAUCACAUACCGCAAGAGAGAGUCGAACUCUCGUGAAUUGGAGGUGGAGGUUUCCUGGAGUGGAGAUAAGAGUGUAGACAAGCAGAUGUGGCUCAUGCGGUGAGGAAAAGAGGAGAUUUGGAAUUUCCUAGUGUCUGAACUGUAGAGCAGCUAGGACACAAUGGUAAAAACGGGGUAUAAAUGGG
This is a messenger RNA of Tricharina praecox, 1767 nucleotides long. RefSeq names its product S-adenosyl-L-methionine-dependent methyltransferase. The coding region runs from base 78 to 1685 and encodes 535 amino acids. The record is from RefSeq and is a predicted model, not a curated record. Lineage: Eukaryota; Fungi; Ascomycota; Pezizomycetes; Pezizales; Pyronemataceae. Gene Ontology annotation, cellular component: nucleus. Gene Ontology annotation, biological process: peptidyl-arginine methylation. Gene Ontology annotation, molecular function: protein-arginine N-methyltransferase activity. The transcript is spliced from 5 exons.